UAGCAACUCACCUCACACCACUUAGAAAAGAGUUUAAAGCGUCGUAUCCGCCCGCUUCUCAGUGGACUCAAGCCUUCCUCUCCUUUCUCACUCUUUCUCUCCGUUCUGCCUUUCUGACCCUCUCCAAUGGCCUUCCGCCUCUGCGCUGCUCGCGGCGGUGCCGGCCGCGCCAUUGCCAGGCAUACAGUAGGAACGGCAUGGCGACGACACUAUGCUUCUGCAACACAGCCAUAUUUCCCCGACGAGCCGAAGGAGCCAAUCGUGAAGACUGAGAUUCCCGGGCCGGAAAGCAAAAGGGCAAUCGAGAAGUUGAACAAGGUGUUUGAUACGAGGGCGUUGAACAUGAUGGUGGAUUACACCAAGAGCUUGGGGAACUAUGUCGCGGAUCCGGAUGGCAAUGUGCUGCUCGAUGUGUAUGCUCAGAUUGCAUCUAUCCCCGUCGGGUACAACAAUCCGGCACUGAGGAAAGCAGCGACGUCGCCUCAGAUGGUUUCCGCAAUCAUCAAUCGUCCUGCACUGGGUAACUUCCCUCAGCACGACUGGGCCGACAUCCUCGAGACGGGCAUUCUGAAGGUCGCUCCCAAGGGGCUCAACCAGGUCUUCACAGGCACAACUGGCUCCGAUGCGAACGAACUCGCAUACAAGGCGGCAUUCAUGUGGAAGCGUCAACAAGAGCGAGGUGGCCGCGACGUCGAUUUUACCCAAGACGAGAUCAACUCGUCCAUGAUCAACCAAGCCCCCGGCGCCCCGCCCCUCUCCAUUCUCUCCUUCAGCUCGGCCUUCCACGGCCGCCUCUUCGGCUCCCUCUCCACCACCCGCUCCAAGCCCAUCCACAAACUCGACAUCCCCGCCUUCGACUGGCCGCGCGCCCCCUUCCCCCAGUGCAAGUACCCACUCGACCAGUACGCCUCGGAAAACGCGGCCGAGGAACAGCGCUGCCUAGCGGAAACGGAGCGCCUCAUCAAGGAAUGGCACCACCCGCCGGCCGCCGUCGUCGUCGAACCCAUCCAAUCCGAAGGCGGCGACAACCACGCCUCGCCCAACUUCUUCCGCGGCCUCCGCGAGCUGACCAAGAAACACAACAUCCUCUUCAUCGUCGACGAGGUGCAGACGGGCGUCGGCGCGACGGGCAAGUUCUGGGCGCACGAGCACUGGGGCCUCGAGACGCCGCCGGAUAUGGUGACGUUUUCCAAGAAGGCGCAGACGGCCGGGUACUACUACGGGAACACGGAACUCCGGCCGAAUAAGCCGUACCGCCAGUUCAACACGUGGAUGGGCGAUCCGUCGCGCGCGAUCCUGUUCCGCGCCAUUAUCCAGGAGAUUGAGCGUUUGGACCUCGUGAGGAAUACCGCCGAGACGGGCGCGUACCUGUACGACGGGCUGGCGAGGCUGGCGGAACGGUAUCCGGAUGAGAUUCGGAAUUUGAGGGGGAAGGGGCAGGGCACGUUUAUUGCGUGGGAUAGUCCGCGGAGGGACGAGGUGUUGAAGCGGGCGAAGGGCGAGGGGGUGAAUAUUGGCGGGAGUGGGGAGAGGGCGGUGCGGUUGAGGCCGAUGCUGGUGUUUCAGAGGCAUCAUGCGGAUUUGUUGCUGGAGCGGUUGGAGAGGAUUUUCAAGUCGUAGGCGGAGGAGGAGUAAGACGUCGAACUGGAUGGAUCAGGGAAGGGAUGGGGGGCAGAGGAUUGUAAGAAGGGGUAGUGUCGUUCUCUGCUUUCGCCGCGCAGUGAUAGUAAUGCAGUUACUUUAGCGAUUUCAAGUUUAUUCGGGAAAGCG
Molecule: messenger RNA, 1770 nt
Organism: Westerdykella ornata
Lineage: Eukaryota; Fungi; Ascomycota; Dothideomycetes; Pleosporales; Sporormiaceae
Product: 4-aminobutyrate aminotransferas-like protein
Exons: 2
Coding region: 127-1620 (497 amino acids)
Biological process (GO): GABA catabolic process
Cellular component (GO): mitochondrion
Molecular function (GO): pyridoxal phosphate binding
Source: RefSeq, a predicted model, not a curated record